CUUGCACUAAACAAUCAAGAACAGAUUGUCUCUGAAAAUUCAAUAAGAUCAGUAAAUUAAUCAACAAUGAAAGGCUCUGGUUCCCCUUGUGGUGCCUGCAAAUUCUUGAGAAGAAAAUGUGUGAGGGGAUGUGUUUUUGCCCCUUAUUUCAGCCAUGAACAAGGUGCAGCUCAUUUUGCAGCAAUCCACAAGGUUUUUGGGGCCAGUAACGUGUCGAAACUGCUUGCUCACCUUCCUAUGAGUGAUCGGUGUGAGGCUGCAGUCACGAUCUCGUAUGAAGCUCAGGCUAGGGUUCAAGAUCCGAUUUAUGGUUGCGUUUCACAUAUUUUUGCCCUCCAACAGCAGGUUGUCGAUCUUCAAGCACAACUAGCUUCCCUCAGGGGACAAGCAGCUCAAUCCAUCCUAAAUAGCUCCAAAAAUGGUAACCCUAAUGAAAAAUUCUACUGCGGAACCAAUUCCUUUUCUCGAGAUGUUAAAAGUUGGUUCCAGUCCUCUCAAAAUCAAGGACUGGUGCCACAAUUAGACGUAAACUCGAGCAGUACUAAUAUCAGAGAGAUGGCAUCCUGUUACGAAAACUGUACCGUGAACGAUCUGAACCGUGUUGGGAAUUAUGAAAAUUCAGCCCUCGUUGAGGAAAAUACCUCAUUUGGUAGCAUGGAUUCACUUGAAAUGCAAUCGAACGAAACAGAAUGGCCCUUUCAAGAUGAUGGAGAUGAUCUUCAGUCAGUAACCUUCAGAUAUGUUCAGCACUCUUGAGGAAUUAGGGCUUCAGAUUAUUCAAUAAAUUUUUGUAUUUGCAUUUCUGCUGCUACUGGUGAGAGCUGGAAACCCUAGAAAUGUUCUUACUAUCAGAAGCCUGUAUUACACCCUAUGAUUGAUUUCUCAGAUUAUGUGUAUUUGGAGAUAAUUAAUCAUAAGUAGAAAAUAUAUAUAUAAUAGACUUUGUAUUAUUAAUA
Messenger RNA from Olea europaea var. sylvestris, 956 nucleotides. RefSeq names its product LOB domain-containing protein 29-like. Gene Ontology annotation, biological process: positive regulation of DNA-templated transcription; hormone-mediated signaling pathway. The record is from RefSeq and is a predicted model, not a curated record. Gene Ontology annotation, cellular component: nucleus. NCBI's taxonomy places the organism in Eukaryota, Viridiplantae, Streptophyta, Magnoliopsida, Lamiales, Oleaceae. The transcript has 2 exons. Bases 67 to 756 code for a protein of 229 amino acids.